Messenger RNA from Closterium sp. NIES-67, 1301 nucleotides. Lineage: Eukaryota; Viridiplantae; Streptophyta; Zygnematophyceae; Desmidiales; Closteriaceae. The record is from the annotation of a GenBank genome assembly.
GCAGUGGGGCUGAAUGGAGUGUGCCCACGGAUAAAGGCUAAUGCCUCCCAGCUGCAAAGUGAUUCACGAUUCGUGCGCCUUCAAGCGGCUUGUCUCUCUUCGUGCAGUCAUUCUCCUCGCAUUCGCACCUAGCCCGCUCCUCUCAAUAGUCCUAGCGAUACACACGCCGCCAUGCCAGCUCGCACUGCCCUCUUGCUCGUAGCGCUGGUCCUCGCGGGAGUCCCGUGGUGCGUGUCCAGGCCCCACUACGACCCCUCGUUCGGCAUUCACUUCCGCCUGCCGUCCUUCUGCAAUGGCACGGAGUGCAAAGUCUUGCCCGACGGCACCGUCCAGCUCACGGCCGCCAAGAACAAGAUGGGAGCGUUCGAGUCGAAGAGCUACUUUCAGUACGGCGUCUUCGAGGUGAACAUGAAGCUCCCCUCGGGGUACUCGGGCGGGCUCAUCCCGUGUAUCUACCUCAUCUCGGGCGAGAACCUCGACUACCGCGACGUGCACGACGAGAUGGACUUCGAGUUCCUCGGCGGCAGCGACCCCUCCAGCAUUCGAGUCCACACUAACGUUAUUGCCGGGGGGUACACCAACGUCGAGCAGUACAAGUUCGCGUUCGACCCGUCGGCCGCCUUCCACACGUACACCAUGGUCUACGCGCCCAACUGGCUCGUCUGGAAGAUCGACGGCCGACCCAUCCGCAUCACGUGGCGCGAGUCCGGCAAGCCCUUCCCCUCGCUCCCCAUGAAGAUCAUGGGGUCGAUCUGGGACGCGUCGUUCUGGCUGCCGCUGAAGAGCGACUACUCCAAAGGCAACGUGACCGUCAAGUUCCGCCGCUUUAACCUGCGAGAAGCGUGCCGCGUCGAAAACCUCAAGGUGGAGCCCGCCUGCGCCUUCCGCAACGACGCGCGCACGGGCGCGUGGCUGACGCGGCCCACGCGGAACGACAUUGCGCGGGCGAAGCGCCACAGAACGCUGUACCUGUUCAAAGAAUAUGGCGGUUGGCAAAAGGUCGUGUAGGAAAUAGAAACUCGACUGCAGCCGUCAGUAGUGAUAGCUAUUGAUCACCAGUAGGUAGGAUGCACGGGUUUAGGCUUCAUCCGAUAUUACCUGCUAUCAACACCUUUGUCCACAUAGCUUGUACAAACGCUAACAUAUACCUUAAUCGCCCGAAUCAUGAUGCAUACCGUCCAGGGUUCCCGAUAGCAGACGAAAUCCGUCUGAUGGUCUGAGAAUCAGACCCGUUUUUUGCUGUUCAUCUGAUUUUUGGACGGGGUCUAAUAUUUCGUCUGAACGUCCAUACUUGUUAUAAA